AUGUAUGGUGCCUUAUUUAAUCAGUUUUAAUGUAGAAAACAGAAGAAAUAGGGAAGUGCCUCUGGAUUGCUCUUUCUCGGUUGCUAAAUUGUUACCAUAGUUACAGUAACAUUCCACAGGACCACUCAAUGUAAAUAAAAUCUAUUUUUAUCACAAGCAGUAUUUCGAUUGCCAGGAUUUAGAUACCACGCCAUUUUGCCAAGUCAAUAUUUACGAUCGAGAGAUCCUAAUAAAAAUACAGUUACGGCUUCAAUAAGCAAGAAAUUUGGCAAACACGAUUCAAGCCCAAGGAGUGGCACUGUGUGGAUGUGAGCAAUUCUCGGGAGGUAGAGGAGGUGUCCAGAAACCGUUUGCAGGGCAUGCGCCGUGUAUUUAUGUAGUGUGUGGGACUUCGCCAGGGACCUGUCCGUUACACAAGACGUAGUUUCUGUUACACAUGUCCUAGUGUCCGUUACACUUGACGAAGCAGCCGUCACGGUCAUUGACUGUUGGUCAUCGACCAGAGUGGACCACUGUCAGUACGGUGGGGUUUACUCUGUGUAUUGCUGCAGACUUCUUUGUGUUAUCUGUUAUAAUUCUGGAGUUAAAAAGACCACAAUGUGCAACAGUUGUAGGACGAGCUCCGUCUCAUACAAUCUGUCCCUGAAAAGGACCCAAGAGACCUAAAGUUCAGUACCAUACGUACUUAUAACCCAAUUAGAGGUCUUGAAUAUAAAGGGUGCCCAGGACCAUUUAAUCAAACGAACAAAUAUCAUUCAGUAUGGAAGAGAGUUGCAUAGACUAAUCGAUGCUGUGAUUGCAAAAUACGAAAAAAGAAGCAUGUCGUUCGAAAGUUGAAGAUUUAAAUUUUCUGGGUUCAGAUAUUUCAAAAUUUAAAAUAAUAUGGACCGAUAUGCUUAUGAGUUACAUGUAUGAAAGGAACCAAAAUACAAUAUCGUUGAGAAACAUUGCCAAACUUCUGGAUUAUCAAUUCAAAAAAAUAAAGAUUACAUAAUAGUUCUAAACAGAUAUGACAUCGGCGUAGUUCCUUUUGACUCUUUAUCCUUAACAUCGAGGGAGUUUUGUCAGAUAUAGGAGACAAAAAUUAUCACCAUCUGUUAAAAUCAAAAUACCAAGAUACGAGGACUGCCGGUUUCUCUUCCCACAGGUGGUAUGGAUUCAGUUGAAGCUAAAGAAACCAAUGAAAAGGAAACAAACGAAUCUCUGGAAAGUGAUAUACCAUCUACAUCUUCAGGAAAAGCCAGUAAUUCUACAACAAAAUCGGACUAUGAAUGCGAUAACAGUGCUGUUGGGAAAUUAGGGGCCUUUCUUGAAGUCCCAAAAGUCUUGAACAUCAUCAAAACUAAAUUCCGUUGGACGUACAAAGUAGAAUGUGGUCGCGGUACUAAUCAAUUUUAUGUGAGUGGUUCCAAAAGUAUUAUCAAACACAUGGACAGCAAAGGCAUACUACUAGAUGAAAUAGCAACGGAGUCCAGAAACAUACCUAGGUGCUUCACGGUGAGCAGGGAUGGGCAUUUGAUGUACAGUGACACUGUUGACAGAAGCAUUAAUGUUGUAAACAAUGGAAAAGUCAAAUGUAUCGCUAAAGUCGGGGUCUGGAAACCACAGAGCAUCUGCAGCACUAGUUCUGGUGAAUUGCUGGUGGCCUUGAAAGCUGAUGAUGUGGAUGAGGCUAAAGUCGUUAGAUACAGCUCGUCCAAAGUGACACAAGAGGUUCAGUUUGAUAGCAAUGGUCAGCCUCUGUACAGCGACCCACACUAUAUUGACGAGAACAAGAACUUGGACAUUGUCGUCAGUGAUUUUGAUGCCAAGGUGGUGGUUGUGGUGGACAAAAUUGGCAGCUUCCGGUUUACUUAUAAAGGGAAUCCUUCCGAUAAGACGAGUGAUGUGUUCUGUCCUCGUGGUUUAACUUCUGACAGUAUGUGUCACAUUCUGGUGGCGGACUUUGAGAAUAAUCUUAUACACGUGAUAGAUCAGGACGGACAGUUCCUCCGACUCAUCCAAAACUGCGGUCUUCAUUUACCGUUGGAUCUAAGUACAAAUAGCGACAAUAUUUUGUUUGUUGUUGAAUACUAUAGCAACAGGGUGAAGGAAAUUCAGUAUUUGAAGUGAUCGUAACAUAUUUAGUGCAACUUUACACUGCACAGCCUUAUCAUUCUUAUUAGCAGAUAUAUCAUAUCGUAAACGUUUACCGACUGUUCGGAAAUUAUGUAAAAUGUGCAUCAUUCAAACGAACAACAAUAAUUCAGAAUCAUGAAAGAUAUUUGCAUAGACCAUAUCAAAGAUGUGAUUGAAAAAUACAAAACAUUAGCGUGUCAGUUGGAAAUGUAUACUCCUUUAUAAUUGUUUCCGGUGAAAAUUGGGAAACCUGACAGACAAUUUCAGAUAUACAGAUUUUAGUAUUAUUUUAUAUAUACAUAAAUACAUCGAUAAAGUUAGAGAUAGGAAAUCUGAAGAUAAAAACAAUCUACAAUAUACCAGAAGAUCCAGUAUUUGAGGUUAAAUGUAAAGACAAAGGUUUAUGCAAUCAUUAAAUUUAAUAGAUUAGAUGGGGAGUACAAUUGUCCAAGCAAAGGAACUGAUGAUACAGGUACAAACACAGUAGGAUGAAAAAUAGGACUAUAGCUUUAGUUUAUCGGUUCUUCAAAACAAUUUUGCGAAUUAGCAAAUAACCGUACAACCGUUAAAUAUUACCCACUAACUAAUCUCAGCUUCCCCGCGUUGGUCUGAAAUUAAAUAUUAUAGUAAUAUAUUUACAUCUCCCUAGUAUUAUUCCUUCUAUUUCUUACGGAAACUUAUAGUUAAUUCAUACAUGUAGCUCUAUAGAAACUGCCAGACUGAAAUCUACACGCCCCAUUUAUCGAUUGGUCGAAAUCUACAGCGGCUGAAACUGACAAGAAAAUGACAGGGCAGAUAUCGACACGCCCUGUUUAUUGAUUGGUCUAAAACCUAUAGCGACCUAGGAAAAAUCACGGACUGCACGAAAUAAUUAUGACGAUGUCAGACUCAAAGUCUCACAGGAGACGAUUUGGCUGUUUCUUUUAGCUAACUUACUUACGUACAUGUACAUCAACAGUAAUUUAGUGAAUUUUACUUACUUUUCCUAAUCAAUUUAUCGAUAAGCUUAAAGAAAGAUGUUAAUAUAAACAAUAAAAUGCUUUCUUUGAUGAUUCAUUCGGGUUAAAUGAAGGUAGUGAUCAUUGCAGAAAAAAUUUACUGCAAUGUCACUACCUUCAUAUCCCAAAUGAAUCACCAAAGAAAGCUAGAUGACUUUCUGGUAGCAAUGUAGCAUACAUGUACUUAUAUGUUGGAUUCCUUAAACGUUUUUAACAUUUAUUAGUGUUUCAAAAAUAGAAGUAAGAGAUGGCAUCAAAAUACGAUCGGUAAAUGCUCCCGUUUUCUUUGACAUACGGUAAUUUCACAUGAAUGUGUUUAAAUUGGUUUCUUUUUCUUAUCACUUCUUUAUUUUGUAUAUACUAGUAACAAUUUUCACUGUGUGUUGAAAUUAUAACACUGUUAAUAUGUUGUGCAUUAUGAAAUCUCCUUAAGGAGGAAAUAAAGAGAGAGUGAAAAGAAGUGUUUUAUCUUAUACCGCUGGUGCAUGUUGAAUAGCGUCUAUUAUUUCGUACUUGAGCUGCAUUCACUAAAGACGUCAGAUUUCCAAAUAGAUGUACUGUAGUGUAUACAUGUACUAGUAAUUGGUUA
Magallana angulata is the source of this 3705-nucleotide messenger RNA. RefSeq names its product tripartite motif-containing protein 2-like. Gene Ontology annotation, molecular function: protein binding. The record is from RefSeq and is a predicted model, not a curated record. The transcript has 2 exons. The coding region runs from base 1153 to 2112 and encodes 319 amino acids. NCBI's taxonomy places the organism in Eukaryota, Metazoa, Mollusca, Bivalvia, Ostreida, Ostreidae.